AUGUCUACCACAGAGGAAAAGCCUACUGGCGAGUAUCGCCAAUACCUGCCCGACCUCGGCGGCGUGCGCUUUACCACCAUGAAGAGCCAGGAUGCCCAUGAGUAUGCCCACGCCUUCAAGACAAAGCGCAUUCCACCUUGGCUGUACGCCUUGUUUGAACAUUGGAGGGACCUGUAUGAGGAGCCUUACCAGGGUGUAACAUCAGACGGGAUCAUUCGCCAAAACUUGUUUACCAUUCAUGACGAGGGAUUACCUGUUGAGAAGAUUGUCGCUUCGGUUCAGGACUUAUAUAAACUAUUAAACGACGAACAGCGUAGAGCUGUCUCCUUUCACAUAGAUUCCCCCGAGUGGCGCACAUGGUCCAACCCGGAAUUCUUGCUUGUGCACAAGGGUCUGCGACUAGAUGAAAUUGACGUACCAAUCAGAGAUGCCAUUCUCAAAGUACUCGAAAACACCCUGUCUCCCGAAGGGUAUCAAAAAGCAGUAAAAGCAAUGCGAAUCAACCAUUUUCUGGGAGAGCUAGUUGAGUCACCCAAGGUCAUGAAUGAAUUCUCCUACAAUUUUGCCAUUUUUGGACGGCCUUCCACCACACGACCAUGGGGCUGGACAUUCUACGGUCACCAUCUCUGUCUGAAUAUCUUCAUCUAUAAGGGACAGGUUGUUGCCAGCCCAUGGUUCACCGGAGCCGAGCCUAAUGAGAUUGAUUCCGGCUCUUACAAGGGCACUCGAAUCCUUCAAGUUGAGGAGACACUUGGAAUCCAGCUCAUGCAAUCGCUGCCGUCGGAAGUUCAGAAAAAGGCUCAAACAUACAAGCAGAUGGUCGAUCCUGAAAUGCCUCUUGGCCGCAUCAACAAAGACGACCAACGACACUUGUGUGGCGCGUACCGCGACAACCGACACGUCCCUUACGAGGGUGUUCUCGUCUCCGACUUCACCGCGGAGCAAAAAGUCCUCGUCUAUGGGAUCCUUGAACAGUACCUAUUAUAUCUUCCGAAACAGUCACGGGAUCUCAAAAUCGAGCAAAUCCGGAAGUACGAAUCAGAGACAUAUUUCUCCUGGAUUGGAGGGUUUGAGGACCAUGAUCCCUUCUACUAUCGUAUUCAAAGCCCCGUUAUUCUGAUCGAGUUUGACCACCACUCUGGUGUCUUCUUGACAAAUGAGGAGCCAAAGAAGUUCCACAUCCACACUUUGCUUCGCACACCUAAUGCGGGAGAUUAUGGUUAUGCGCUGAGACCACUGAUUCCGCCUGUUGAAAGCACAAUUGCGAAACACAUUACUUGGGACUAG
Talaromyces atroroseus is the source of this 1287-nucleotide messenger RNA. RefSeq lists its product as hypothetical. NCBI's taxonomy places the organism in Eukaryota, Fungi, Ascomycota, Eurotiomycetes, Eurotiales, Trichocomaceae. Bases 1 to 1287 code for a protein of 428 amino acids. The record is from RefSeq and is a predicted model, not a curated record. The transcript is spliced from 2 exons.